AUGCCAGAUUCCGACACUCCAUCCGUUGAUGCCUACGCGGCUGAAAUUGUAUCGCUGAUCAAUGGCUUCAACAUCGACGAGGCGAAGCAUCAUCUUUCACGUUUACGUUCUGAUCUGGAUGAUCGCAUCACGCAAUAUAGGUCGACAUACAUCGCGGAAGCCACUGAUCCUGUCGGUUAUGGUGUCCGUCUCUCUUUCGGGAAGGUUUUGCUAGAGCGUUACUUGCUGUUCGGUGACCUUCCUCUGUUGGAGGAAUCAAUCGUUGCGCUGCGCGGCUUACUAGCGUCAGAUGUCGUGCGCGAUCAUCAUCCUUUAAUCGAAGAUUCCCUCGACGCCCUGGGUGACGCGCUGUCUGCUCGGUACGAACACACAACCGAGCUGGACAACGCCCUGGAAGCGAUCACUCAUCAUCAACGGAGCUUAGACCUCCGCAAAGCUAACAACCUUGCCCUAUACCCCGCUCUCCACGGUCUUGGCGCCGCUAUACAUAUCAGGAACUAUGGCGAUAUCCCUCGCCCUUCUUUUCCGCUUGAGGAAUUUCGACGGGCCGCCGACCUCUUGAACGAGGCAUUGGCUACCUUAUCCCCAUCCGACCCUCGGAGACUCCGUACUUUCAGCUAUCUGCAACGAGUUUAUCGUGACAUGAGCCGUCGGAGUAGCUCCUAUACUCUCUCAUAUCGCGCCGCCCGCGAUGCCUUAGUCAUCACUUCGACAGAGCAUCCAUAUCACCUUCUUGCUGUCCUCGCCGGAGCGAGAGUCCUCUCUAUCCCGUGGGGCAAUUCAACGGGUACCUUGCCUUUAUACGAAGGAACCCCAUACCGAGAUUGUGCGAAAGCCGUGGGCUAUGUCUCAGAUCUCAUGGCGCACAUAAACCACCCGCACUACGGCUCCUCGCUGAGCCGCCACGUCAUGUGGCUCAGCAACAUCGCAAACGCGGAUGAAUUCGAUGGCAUCUUAUCACAGGCUCGUCGUGCAUUCGAAGUAUGCCCCAAGCGCAGCAUUCCGAUCCUCAACGUAUCAGUCGGGUUGAUCGGAGCGCUGGGCGAUGCGUACGCUGCCAGCGGUCAAUCGGAGUACGUUGACGAGCAAAUUGCCGUCGCAAGGGUCGCGGUCGCAUCGCAAUCUCGGCCCGGGCGAAGACCGUUCCGUCCUUUGCUGUAUAAUCUCGCCAGUGGACUGUACAACAGGUACAAAUCAGGCGGAAGGGCAGACGACCUGAAAGAGGCAGUCUCGAUCGCCUUGGACUGCGUUUCGCCGAUCGCCGAGGCUCCCAACCCGGGCGAGCUGCUAUACAUGGUUCUUGCGGGGAGCUUGCUUAUAGCGCGUUAUAGCCUGACACAGGAUAUAGCUGACGUCGACGCCGCUCUCGAUAUCGGGAGACGUUGCAUACCCGUGGUACCCGAGAACAACCCCGAGAUUUAUAUCUCAGUCAUUGCUAUGGCUCUGGAGCUGCGGUUCAAGCGCGUCGGCAAUCUUGAUGACCUACAGGAAGCCAUUAAGCUCCUGCGCCCUCUCUUGCACCGUCUAUCACUUUAUCAAGUGAGAUUCACCCUGGACCUCCUAGCCAGUCUAUCACGGUGCCUUUGCCUGCUUGCGCGUGCAGUCCGGGGGCCUGAACACGCGCGGGAGGCCCUUUCAUUUCGUCAACAGGCUCGGGAACUUAUACAAUCUAACGAUCUUCGGACAAGCGAAUACAUUCGAGGCUGUGCUCAGGAACAUGCCUGCUUGUGGAUGCUCGUCGGAGACACGCGUCACCUCUCCGAAUCCGUGCGGUUCUUCUCGGAGGGCGCGAUGAAUGCCCGAUUUCCUUUACAUUCUCGUUUCGCAUGCGCCGUUGAGUGGAGCAACGCAUGUCGGGACGCCGACCCUCAGAUCCGCUCCGAAGCGCUGCAAUGCGCGGUGACCUUACUGCCACAAGCCAUCCUGUUCGGUAACCUACGCGAGAGACUUGAAGCACUUAAGCAGGCGCCUGGUAUCGCGCGGGAUGCCGCCAUCCACGAGCUCUCACGCUCACGCACCGACGUCGCCGUCGAGCUGCUGGAGCAAGGUCGCGCCGUCUUCUGGAACCGUGCCCUCAACUCAAGGCGGCGCGGACAAAAUCUACCGAACGACGUUGAGCGUCGUCUAACGGAGAUCAUGCGGACGAUUGAUCUCGAGGCAGCGGACGAUGGGCAGCUACUAACUCGACGUAAAAAUCUUCACGUGGAAUUGGAGGCCUUACUGAAGGAGGCGCGAUCGACCCCUGGGUAUGAGCACCUACUUCGAACUCGUCCAUGGCGCGAGCUGUCUACCGUGGCUCGAGACGGGCCGAUUGUCGUCCUUUUGGCGAACGAGACGUGCGCUGUGGCUCUUAUUAUUCAGGACGCGAAGCCGCCUCGGUACAUCACUCUACCAGGGAUUGACGCUUGUGUCCUCGAGGAUCUUAACAUCGACAUGCAUGAAACUUUAGACAACGAGCGUCGCAAACGCUUUAACAAUGGAUCGUCGAAGAGGUACCAAAAGAUGCCUCCUCCGACUGCACUCAAAUCACGCCGAGGUGAUUCCGGGUUGCUGUCGUGGAAGGAUAUCCUGGAGCGUCUCUGGGACCUUGUUGUCUGCCCCAUUUUCGAAACGAUGGAACUGAAGGUGCUCAUUUCUUCUCUUGGUUCGGGUACUUACUAA
Molecule: messenger RNA, 2661 nt
Organism: Punctularia strigosozonata HHB-11173 SS5
Lineage: Eukaryota; Fungi; Basidiomycota; Agaricomycetes; Corticiales; Punctulariaceae
Exons: 1
Coding region: 1-2661 (886 amino acids)
Molecular function (GO): protein binding
Source: RefSeq, a predicted model, not a curated record